CAGAGCGCAGCGGGCAGGGCGCCCGCACACACCUCCCGGAGCCGCUGCCGUGCUCGCCGCCCGCGCGCCGCAGCCUCUGCCCGCAGCCGCCGCGCCUUCCAUGGGGGUCGCGGGCCGCGGCUGUCCGGGGGCGGCCCCGGCGCUGCUGCUGCUGCCGCCGCUGCUGCUGACCGCAGCCGUGCUGCCCGGCCCGGGCCGCGCCCCGGGGCCGCCGGAGGAUGUGGAUGAGUGUGCCCAAGGGCUAGAUGACUGCCACACCAAUGCCCUGUGUCAGAACACGCUCACCUCCUACAAGUGCUCCUGCAAGCCUGGCUACCAAGGGGAGGGCAGGCAGUGUGAGGACAUUGAUGAAUGUGAAAACGAGCUCAGAGGAGGCUGUGUCCAUGACUGUUUGAAUAUUCCAGGCAAUUACCGCUGCACUUGUUUUGAUGGCUUCAUGUUGGCUCAUGACGGACAUAAUUGUCUUGACGUGGACGAGUGCCUGGAGAACAAUGGCGGCUGCCAGCAGACCUGUGUCAACGUCAUGGGGAGCUACAGGUGCCACUGCAAGGAGGGCUUUUUCCUGAGUGACAAUCAGCACACGUGCAUCCACCGCUCAGAAGAGGGUCUGAGCUGCAUGAAUAAGAAUCAUGGCUGUAGUCACAUCUGCAAGGAGGCUCCGAGGGGCAGUGUCGCCUGCGAAUGCAGGCCUGGUUUUGAGCUGGCCAAGAACCAGAGAGAUUGCAUCCUGACUUGUAACCAUGGAAAUGGUGGGUGCCAGCACUCCUGUGAGGAUACAGCUGAAGGUCCAGAGUGUAGCUGCCAUCCCCAGUACAAGAUGCACACAGAUGGGAGGAGCUGCCUUGAGCGAGAGGACACCGCCCUGGAGGUGACGGAGAGCAAUGCCACGUCGGUGGCAGAUGGGGACAAGCGGGUGAAACGGCGACUGCUCAUGGAAACAUGUGCUGUGAACAAUGGAGGCUGCGAUCGGACCUGUAAGGAUACCUCGACAGGUGUUCAUUGCAGUUGCCCCGUUGGAUUCACUCUCCAGUUGGAUGGGAAGACCUGCAAAGAUAUUGAUGAGUGCCAGACCCGCAAUGGAGGUUGUGAUCAUUUCUGCAAAAACACCGUGGGCAGUUUUGACUGCAGCUGCAAAAAGGGAUUUAAAUUAUUAACAGAUGAGAAGUCUUGCCAAGAUGUGGAUGAAUGCUCUUUGGACAGGACCUGUGACCACAGCUGCAUCAACCACCCUGGCACAUUCACAUGUGCUUGCAACAAAGGCUACACCCUCUACGGCUUUACCCACUGUGGAGACACCAACGAGUGCAGCGUCAACAACGGAGGCUGUCAGCAGGUCUGUGUGAACACGGUGGGCAGCUACGAAUGCCAGUGCCAUCCUGCAUACAAGCUCCACUGGAAUAAAAAAGACUGUGUGGAAGUGAAGGGGGUCCUGCCCACUAGUGUAUCACCCCACGUGUCCCUGCAUUGCGGGAAGAGUGGCGGAGGAGACAGGUGCUUCCUCAGAUGUCACUCUGGCAUUCACCUCUCUUCAGGACUGCAAGAGGCCUACUCUGUUACCUGCGGCAAUUCCUCUUCUCUCAGGAACAAACAGCAAAAGUCAAAUGACUCUGCUUUUGGGGAUGUCGCCACCGUCAGGACAAGUGUAACCUUUAAGCUAAAUGAAGGCAAGUGUAGUUUGAAAAAGGCUGAGCUGUUGUUCCCCGAGGGCCUGCGACCAGCACUACCAGAGAAGCACAGCUCAGUAAAAGAGAGCUUCCGCUACGCAAACCUUACAUGCAGCUCCGGCAAGCAAGUCCCGGGAGCCCCAGGCCGACCAAGCGCCACUAAGGAAAUGUUUAUCACUCUUGAGUUUGAGCUUGAAACUAACCAAAAGGAGGUGACAGCUUCUUGCGAUCUGAGCUGCAUCGUAAAGCGAACAGAGAAGAGGCUCCGGAAAGCCAUCCGCACACUCCGGAAGGCUGCCCACAGAGAGCAGUUUCACCUCCAGCUCUCAGGCAUGGACCUCGAAGUGGCUAAAAAGGCUCCCAGAGCGUCGGAACACCGGACACAGUCCUGUGGAGUGGGCCAGAGCCAUGUGGGAAACAAAUGUGUCAGUUGCAGGGCUGGGACAUAUUAUGAUGGAUUGCAAGAACGCUGCAUUUUAUGUCCAAAUGGAACUUUCCAAAAUGAAGAGGGACAGAUCACAUGUGAACCGUGCCCAAGACCAGAAAAUCCGGGGUCCCUGAAGACACCAGAAACCUGGAAUGUGUCUGAAUGUGGAGGUCUGUGCCAACCUGGAGAAUAUUCUGCGGAUGGCUUUGCACCCUGCCAGCUCUGUGCCCUGGGCACAUUCCAGCCUGAAGCUGGCCGUACUUCCUGCUUCUCCUGUGGGGGAGGCCUCUCCACCAAACACCUGGGAGCCACUUCCUUCCAGGACUGUGAAACCAGAGUUCAAUGCUCACCCGGACAUUUCUACAAUACCUCCACGCACCGAUGCGUUCGCUGCCCAGCGGGAACAUACCAGCCUGAAUUUGGAAAAAAUAACUGUGUUUCUUGCCCAGGAAAUACUACCACUGACUUCGAUGGCUCCACAAACAUAACCCAGUGUAAAAACAGAAGAUGUGGAGGGGAGCUGGGAGAGUUCACCGGGUACAUUGAGUCCCCGAACUACCCGGGCAAUUACCCGGCCAACACGGAGUGCACAUGGACCAUCAACCCUCCCCCCAAGCGCCGCAUCCUGAUCGUGGUCCCUGAGAUCUUCCUGCCCAUAGAGGACGACUGCGGAGACUACCUGGUGAUGCGGAAAACCUCUUCGUCCAAUUCCGUGACCACGUAUGAGACCUGCCAGACCUACGAACGCCCCAUCGCCUUCACCUCCAGAUCAAAGAAGCUGUGGAUUCAGUUUAAGUCCAACGAAGGGAACAGCGCCAGAGGGUUCCAGGUCCCGUACGUGACCUACGACGAGGAUUACCAGGAGCUCAUUGAAGACAUAGUUCGAGAUGGCAGGCUCUAUGCAUCUGAGAACCAUCAGGAAAUACUUAAGGACAAGAAGCUGAUCAAGGCGCUGUUUGAUGUCCUGGCUCACCCCCAGAACUAUUUCAAGUACACGGCCCAGGAGUCCCGGGAGAUGUUUCCAAGAUCCUUCAUCCGACUGCUCCGUUCCAAAGUGUCCAGGUUUCUGAGGCCUUACAAAUGAGUCUGCCUGCACACCGCUUGGACCGUGUCCGCCUGCGGGCCGGUGGGAUGCAGCCGUCUGCUGCUGCCUCCAGCAGCAGUGACUGGUUAGAGUUCAACUUUUAUAGAUAAUACAGAUAUUUUGGUAAAUUGAACUUGGUUUUUCUUUCCCAGCAUUGGGAUGUGGACUGAGAACGACUUCCAGUCUCACCUGCGUCUCACUGCCAGGGGCAGAUGUCUCGGAUACAUCAAGGGCUGGCUGAGCUGGACCUCAGUCAGCUCAGGUGAGACUCACCUGUCCUUCCUGGUUCUCACCCCUCCCCAAGUGAGCUGUGAUGGGAAACAGGCCACAGAAGGGGCUGCCUUUUCUGCAACUUCAGCUUCCUCCAGCCCAGCCCUCCCUAAGGAAGCCCUCGGUGCCCAGGUGCAGGCUCUGACCGGGCAGAGGCGGAAAGGAGGGAGGGGGGGAGGCAGGGAGAGCCCGUCAGGCACCGUCCACACACUGGUGCCUGGGAGGACUCCGUUUCUCCACAGCCUUCUCCUUCAGCCUGUGUGGUCUGAGUUUGAUCCCAGGAGCUUGAGUUCUAAGCAUUGAUCAUUAAACAAACACUCAAAGCAGAAAGAAUUAGAAAUAAAAAGAUAAGAACUAACAACUUCCUCAGACAAUAGGCCUGUUGACACCUUCCUUGUGUCCAGCCUCCACCCUGUAGCAAACACACAGUGCAGGUCUUAGCACCAGCUGUGCCUUUACACACCCUGUGGGUCCAGUGCCAGGGCCUGGGGAGCUCAGGUCGGACAUGAUCUGCUUGGUGGAUGAGAAUCAGCCACCUUCAUGAAAAGGAAAUGUCAUGCACUCUGAGUCAGCACUGCUGAGGCUCCUGUUUCCACAGUGGGCUUCUCGCUGGGGGCGUCCGUGGUCCAGGUGGGAUGUGGUGCGGCCCAGCCGGCUAUGUGUGCCUUCCUUCCCCACUCUCCAAGGUCAGGGACCGACUCUGUUCCAUGGGCAAGAACAGCACCGCUGAGGGUGGUCUCACUGCUUAAAGGUCACAUCACCGCCAGAGGCGGCUGCACAGUCUCGGCCUCUAAGUUUCUCAGUAUCACCUCGCUUUCUGUCAGCACAGCAUGCCCACAGUCAUCUUCUCCCACAGGAACUUGAAUUUUCAAUAGCAUUACAUUUUUAAAAAUUUAAACCCAUAGGCAAAACUCCCCUUGCAGUAAAUAAAAAAAGAUUUCUAUCAAACAAGUUUCCAUUUCCCUAAUGAACGGGCUGACUGCACACAGCCAUAGUGUUUUAUUAUUUCAUAAAAAACUAGCUGUACCUACACUUCUCUAUACCAAAGUACUAAAAAAUGAUUAACAAAUAUUUUUGAAGAGAACGAAGACUACUUCAUUAUUGUUGAACUCACUUUUCACCUCAGUGAUUUUUCAAAACAUAUUAAUAACAUUGAUCUUUGAAAAAUCAUAAACUUUUCUUCUUUAUUUGGAUGCAUCCUAAAUACCCAUUUCUAAAUUCUUCUUCAAAAAUUUGAACAUCUUUACUUUU
Molecule: messenger RNA, 4696 nt
Organism: Phyllostomus discolor (pale spear-nosed bat)
Lineage: Eukaryota; Metazoa; Chordata; Mammalia; Chiroptera; Phyllostomidae
Gene: SCUBE2
Product: signal peptide, CUB domain and EGF like domain containing 2
Exons: 23
Coding region: 101-3175 (1024 amino acids)
Biological process (GO): signal transduction
Cellular component (GO): cell surface
Molecular function (GO): calcium ion binding
Source: RefSeq, a predicted model, not a curated record